Rubroshorea leprosula is the source of this 494-nucleotide messenger RNA. The record is from the annotation of a GenBank genome assembly. NCBI's taxonomy places the organism in Eukaryota, Viridiplantae, Streptophyta, Magnoliopsida, Malvales, Dipterocarpaceae.
CUGAUGAAAUCAUAAAAGGGCUUGUUAUGACUUUCAUUCUUUCAGGAACAGAUAUAUCUGUGGUGACAUUAGAAUGGGCAACGUUUGAUUUACUGAACCAUCCAGAGGUACUAAAUAAAGCUAGAGAAGAAAUUGAUGCUCAAGAGGUUGGGGUUUUCCUCUGUUGGACAUGAAUUCUAAGCCUGAAGCUCAGCAGGUGAAGAUGAAGACACCAACCUCUGGUCCAUUCAACUAUGGACCUCUCAAUUAUGGACCUCCUACCAAGGUCAUGAGGCUAAGUGAAAGCAACAAUGGAAAGGGGAGAAAAUGGUAAGCGGAGCAAGUCAGCGUCUGAUCGAAACCAUCGUCUCAUAUAACUAUUGAAUAAAACAGAGACUUAUCUUCUCAUAGAGAUGUGAUUUUCCUUUGUUGAAUGAUGGUGUUCUAGGACGGCCAAAAAAGAGUAAUGGUUCUCUAGACUUUAUACAAGUUCAUUAUAAAAUCAUUGAAAUGCU